UGAAAGUGUGCAACUUGUUUUCUUAGAAAACAAAAUCGUUCUGCUUUCUUUGUAGUCUCAAACCACUCUUCUUUCAACAUUUAGAUUAUAUAUAGAAUCAACCAACUACCAGCCUGCACGUUUCUCUCUGAGUUGCAAAAUCAGAACACAUGACAAAGUCACACACAAGCUAUUCAAGUCGUCCACCACCACCACCGUCUAAGCUUGGAAUUGGAACGAGUUCGCACUUGAUUUCAAAGUUCAAGCCAAAGAUCAGGAUAAUCCACGUAUAUGCUCCAGAGAUUAUCAAAACUGAUGUCGCAAAUUUCAGAGAGCUUGUUCAGAGGCUCACUGGUAAACCAGAAGAUGAAGGAGAGAGAGGUGGUAGGAGAAGAGCAAAGACAAAGACGACCCCACCAACCAGAUUAGAUCAAACGGGUUCUCAAAUCAAGCAGAGGAUGAUUAUGGAAGAACAACAAGGAGAGUUUAUGAGUCUGCAAAAUGGGUUAAGGAUCAAGAAAGAAGAAGAAAAUGAUGAUCAAAGUCAGAUGUGGGGAAGGUCAAGGUCAAAUGGAAAACUCAGUGGUGGUUUCCUUGAAGGUUUCUCAGAAUUAGACUGUUUCAUGGAAGAGCUUAGUACUAUGCCUGUAGUGUAAUUUAAUCUGAUUCCUUAAUUUCUGCUUCUAUCUCGUUAUUUUUGUCCGCCUCUGUGGUUGUGUGUGUGACUGUGAGUAUAUAUGUCUCUGAGUAUAUAUGGCCAUAUAUAACCAAUGUAAUUCUGAUGCAGUGCAACAGUCUAGUGUGCGUGCAGACACACAGAAACACAUCUAGAAUCCUUGCUUUAUUACUCUGUUGAAUGUAGUUGACUUCAUCUUUUUUGAAGGCUUAACCUUCCCAGAAACCAGAUCAGACCUCUACAACAUUUGACAUUCGAGCCAUUAUUAUCUGUAGCAACUUAAUUAUCAUAAUAGAGAUGCUGCUAAUACAGUUGUUUA
Molecule: messenger RNA, 974 nt
Organism: Prosopis cineraria
Lineage: Eukaryota; Viridiplantae; Streptophyta; Magnoliopsida; Fabales; Fabaceae
Product: VQ motif-containing protein 25-like
Exons: 1
Coding region: 150-635 (161 amino acids)
Cellular component (GO): nucleus
Source: RefSeq, a predicted model, not a curated record